Messenger RNA from Scaptodrosophila lebanonensis, 836 nucleotides. RefSeq lists its product as uncharacterized. The transcript has 3 exons. The coding region runs from base 76 to 792 and encodes 238 amino acids. Lineage: Eukaryota; Metazoa; Arthropoda; Insecta; Diptera; Drosophilidae. Gene Ontology annotation, cellular component: extracellular region. Gene Ontology annotation, molecular function: cytokine activity; prothoracicotrophic hormone activity. The record is from RefSeq and is a predicted model, not a curated record.
CUAUAAAAGCGCUAUUCAGCAUCCUCUGUCAGCGCAAAGGUCGCUUGACUCUGCAGGCGCACGGAACAAGGAGGCAUGCCAUGGUUGGCUUAUAUGCUUGCAGCGCUGGCGCUGCUAUUCGCUCUGAGCGAUUGCAAUCGGUUGCAGAAACGUCAUCCGAAUCCAUAUGAGGAUUCGAAUGCGGAGAGCGGCAUGAAGAGGUCCAACUAUUGGCGACGCUGUGGUCGCUAUGCAAGCAUGGGGGACGAGAAGGGUAUUCCAGUCGAGUGUCUGGACAAUUUCAGCACAGAUGUGGAUAACAGCAGUAGUGAUGAUAGCCUACCAGCUAAGCGGGGCUUAGAUUCUGGCGGCAUUCUAGAUCACAACAGCGCCAGCAUGUUGAGAGCUCUCUUUGGCUUUCAACAAACCACGCCAGCGCCCACGCCUGUCUAUCCCACAGAUACGGAAGGUGCAGCAGUGUCAUCACACCAACUGCCGCCCAUGUACUAUGAUGAUUUUUAUGAGGAUCUGCUGGCCACCAAACGCAACGAUGUGCACUCCGCCGGUUGUGAUUGCAAAGUUACGAACGAACUGAUUGACUUGGGCUCCCAGCAUGUGCCACGCUAUUUGAUGAAUGCCGUUUGUGAAUCCCGCUCCAAAGGCUCUGGCAGGGAUUACCAGGAUGCCAAGUGCAUGCAUGGCGCCAACUGCAGGCCUCUGGAGUACAAGGUAAAAGUUCUGAUGCGUGGUCCAUCCGUACCCUGGGAAUUUAAAACGGUCACUGUGACCGCAGGCUGUUUCUGUGCCAAAUAAUUAUUAAUUAUACUACACAAAAUACAAUUGAGCGUCAAACAAAA